AUGCCCAUAAUCAAAACUAUAUCUCGAUCAAUUAGAGCAAUACUUGCGACUCUUUAUCUUGUAUUAAUAAUUCUUACUAUUCCAUUAGCAUUUGAUGUUGGAGGAGUCAAUUGUGGAUUAGCAUAUUCUUUAACAACAUUAGUAAUAUAUUUUAUAUUAACUACAAUUAGAAUAUUAACUCAUAAAAGUAAAUAUUUCCAAUGGAUUUCUAUGAUUUAUUAUUGUCAACAUUUUUUUAUUCCUAGUUUAUUAACUUAUUUUUUAAGUUAUUAUAGUCAUAGUCAUAAUCAUAAUCAUAAUCAUAAUCAUGGUUAUAGUGAUGAUAAUAAAUUUAAUCCAAUAAUGAUUUGGAGAUUAGUAUUAAUUAAUUCAACUCCUAUUUUCACAAUUUUAGAAGGAUUUUGUUCAUUAUUAUUAAUUCAAGCCAUGGGACAAACCAUGAGUUGGUUAACAAUUUAUAAAUCUGAUUCUUGGUUAAUAAUAUCUCUUAUAGGAAGUGGAUCAAUUAUAACUGCAUCAUUUUAUUUUUUAUAUCGAAUUUAUGUUUUACCAUUUAAUAUUGAUAUGUUUAGUGCUUCAUUAUUAGGAUCAAUUUUAACUACAACUAUGGGAUUAGGAUUAUUUGGAAUUAUUAGUGGUAAAGGUUCAAUGAUUGAAUCAUCAUUAUUAUUUGCUUAUAUUGUUAAAUGUAUUUAUGAAACUUUCCCAAUAUUAUCUGAAGCUGCUUCUAAAGCUUUAGCUAAUUUAUUUAUGUUAACUACUCAAAAUUUGAAAAAAGAAAUUCCUAAAAUUCCUCCAUCUAUUUUAAAUCCAAUAUCUGAAGUGAUUCCAUUUAUUACAUCAACUUUACCUUCUUCAUUUAAAGGAGUUUGGAAAUUUUUAAUUAUGGCUAUAAAAACUUUAACUUUACCUUUAUUAUUAAAUUUAGCUUAUAGAAUUGGAGUAUUUUAUGCUGCCACAAAAAUUAUCCCAAGUUUAUAUCAAUCAGUAUCUUAUCCUUUAGUGACACCUCCAAAAACUCCCCAAUCAGGAUCAUCACGUCAACCUUCAAGUGUAUCAUUAUCAAGUUUCAAAGAAGUAUCAUCAUCAACAACAACAACAACAACAACUUCAGUAUCAGAAAUAGAAAAAUCUGGGAAAUUGAAAUUAAAAACGAAAAAUUCUUUCCGUCUUAAACCUCCUCAUCAUCAACCACCAUCAGUUAUUAUACGACUAAUAUAUGCUUAUUCUCCAUGUUUAAUAAUUGCUGUUUAUACUCAUUUAAUGUUAUCAUAUAAUGGAGAAUUAGGUACUGAAUUAAAACUUUGGCCCCUUUGGAGUACUAGUAGUAGUAGUAGUAGUAAUAGUAAUAGUAAUAGUAAUGGUUGGGAUAAUGAUAUUCAAUUAAUUGUUCAUCCUUGGCAAUUUUGGAAUUGGAUUAAUAUGGGAACAACUUUAAUUCUUUAUGCUGCUGAAUUACUGAGUAAUGAUAAUUCUUCUGGUGGUGGUAAUAGUUUAACUAGUCAUUGGAAAGUAGAAUAA
Candida dubliniensis CD36 is the source of this 1521-nucleotide messenger RNA. RefSeq lists its product as uncharacterized. Gene Ontology annotation, cellular component: perinuclear endoplasmic reticulum; cortical endoplasmic reticulum; endoplasmic reticulum membrane. Gene Ontology annotation, biological process: septin ring assembly; endoplasmic reticulum inheritance. The transcript has a single exon. Lineage: Eukaryota; Fungi; Ascomycota; Pichiomycetes; Serinales; Debaryomycetaceae. Bases 1 to 1521 code for a protein of 506 amino acids. The record is from RefSeq and is a predicted model, not a curated record.